AUGUCGAACCCGUUCGAGCGCGUCGGUGACGGGAUGGAGACGGGGAUGAACCCGUUCGGGCUCGCGAGCGAUGGCGCGCGCGGGCGUCGGACGCCGAGCGCGGAGGAGUUUAGUAACCCGUUCGAGGGGGGGGGGGCGUCCUCGAGCGCGGCGGCGGCGAGCGAAGAGAUCGAAUUGCCGACGCCGGGGAAUAACGCGUACGCGGGCGUGGACGCGCGCUCGACGUUCGGGGCGUAUGAUGUCGGGAGUGGUGGAGGGGUCGGCGCGGCGGGACGAAACGCGGCGGCUUCGGUGCCCACGCCGGGAGGGAGCGCGUUCGGUGGUGGGUCGGCGUUCGGUGGCGCUGGGGUCUCUUCUUCGGCUCUCGCGGCGCAGCAAAGAGAUCUCGAGCGACGCGAGGCGGAGGUUGUCCGACGCGAACGCGAUUUGGAGGUGAGGGAGCGAAAUGUACGCGGGAGCGGCGCGGGCGGGCAGACGUACAAUUGGCCGUUCAAGUGCUGGGCGAUUGCGUAUCACAAUAUCGCGGCGGAGAUUCCGCAGGAACACAAGCGUUGCGUGCAGAUGUGCUACCUCGUGUAUUGCAUCUUCGUCCUCGCGUUGUUGUGCAACUUCAUCGUCGUCACGUUCAGACUCUUCGCGGACCAGGAGUUUUCAUCUUUCUUGAUGGCGUUCAUCUACACCGUCUGCGGGAUCCCGGGAGCGUAUUACUUGUGGUAUCGACGGGUGUACAACUCGUGCAAGUCGAACCGCGCGUUCGGGUUCCUGUGGUUCUUCUUAAUGUUCAUGGUGCACAUCAGCUUCGUGGUCUUCGCCUCGGUCUCCCCGCCCGGUUUGUUCGGCGCUGAGCAAAUGUCGCUGUGCGGUAUCAUGAAUUUUAAGCAGGCAAUGGAACGGGACAAAGUCUUCGGGUACAUGCAUGCCGUGGUGAUGAGCAUGUUCAUGUUAGACGCUUGCUUGGCUGUCAUUUGCAUUCGCUUGGUGUACACAUCCUUCCGGGGAGGCGGACACACCAUGGAGCAAGCGCGCGCCGAGGCGUAUCAGGAAGGCAUACGGGCGGCUGCGACGAGCGGCGCUUUCCGCGGUCCGGGCGCGGUUUAG
Ostreococcus tauri is the source of this 1098-nucleotide messenger RNA. Its product is annotated as SCAMP. Gene Ontology annotation, cellular component: trans-Golgi network membrane; recycling endosome membrane. The coding region runs from base 1 to 1098 and encodes 365 amino acids. The transcript has 2 exons. NCBI's taxonomy places the organism in Eukaryota, Viridiplantae, Chlorophyta, Mamiellophyceae, Mamiellales, Bathycoccaceae. Gene Ontology annotation, biological process: protein transport. The record is from RefSeq and is a predicted model, not a curated record.